GAAGAAGCGAAUUUAAUUAAAUAAAAAAAAUAAUUUCGGGCGAGGAGCGACUGCGACUGGCCCCCAGGUCCAGGAACAACCAUGGACUUGUCUUCAUGGUUUCGACGCAGCCUUUCAAAGAGUAGUAAAACGUCCAAAACCCCAGAAUCAAAUCAACAAAAACAGGACCAAGAAGAGCUUCUUCUUCUUGGAGUCACCGACCAAUUAAUCGAUCAUGUCAAGUCCUUCACUUUAGACACCUUCAAGAAUUUCCCUCUCCAAGAUGACCAGGAACCUACCUAUGAUGUGGAAGCUGCUACAAAUUCUUCUGGCAAUGUACGGCAGGAUCUCUCAGAUUGGCAGGAGCGACAUGCUUUCUUGGUUCUUUCAAAAGUCAAGGAACUCGCAACACUUAGAUUUAAGCUAUGUCCACGCCACUUGAAGGAACAACAAUUUUGGAGGAUAUACUUCAUGCUUGUCAAAAGCCAUGUAGCUGAGUACGAGCUCCAGGCAGUACGGGUAGCUAAACUCAAAAGCAUGGCUGUGGAAAAUGAAAAAACAUCAGAUAGCAGUGCAUAUGAAGUUGAAAUGGCAGAAACAAAGCAAGCAGCAAACUUAUCUCCCCCCACUCCAUGAAAUCAUAAUUUGCAUCAUAGAAAUUGAGAUGAACUGAUCAUUUUAUAGUUACUGGAGGGGAUUUGACAGUUAGAAAUACAGAACUUCGAUUUGGAUCUUGAAGGAAUCUCAACAUGGCCUUUCUAAAGACAAUCUUGCUAGACUGGAUACUUAAAUGUCAAAAAUUUCUCAGAAGUUAAUCUUCAAGACACUAUCAAAAGCAUUCUGGCAGGUGGUUAUGCUGGUCAUGUCUCUUUUUAUUAUCGAUUCUUUUCAUUUGUAAAAUAAUAGUUACAGCAUACAGUUGCAAUUUAAUUAAUGGCUCUAAUUUAACCUCCA
This is a messenger RNA of Pistacia vera, 933 nucleotides long. RefSeq lists its product as uncharacterized. The transcript is spliced from 5 exons. The record is from RefSeq and is a predicted model, not a curated record. Lineage: Eukaryota; Viridiplantae; Streptophyta; Magnoliopsida; Sapindales; Anacardiaceae. The coding region runs from base 82 to 615 and encodes 177 amino acids.